AUGCCCGAAGCUUCAAGUUAUUGUCCUUCGUGCGGCAAGAAAUUCAAAGAUCACUCAUCUGUCGCUCGCCAUAUGACAAUCCAGCAGACAUUUCUUGAGGAGGCAAAAUCAGAGUGUCGUGCCCAGCACGCAAUCGAGAAUGCAUUCCCAGAUGCCAUCAAGGAUUUGCCUCUUUCAGUCACCGAAGCACUCUCGAUGUCACUCAUCAAAUGGCUUGAAGCAGGUAAUGAGGUGGAAGCAGGUAUAUGGCCUGACCACAAGGCUGAUAUGGCCAAGCUGCUAUAUGAAGACUUAUCAACCUGGCACUCCGACCUCAAGAAGAUAGCUAUCAGCACUGCGCCCUCCAUGUAUAACCUCAUCCCCUCAGCUGAUGUACUUCCUCAAGCUUGCACCGCCUGGGUUGCGAAUGCUGCUACAGAACUGUUGGACGACUCUGUGUUUCUUUGCGACAGUGUGGAUGAACUUGGGAAAACCAACAACACUGCUCACCCUGCACUCAAGGCAGCUGCCAUUGCCUUCUUCUACACUGGUUCCUAUUGUAUCACUCACAGGAGACCCGAUAUCUUCAAAGAGGAGUUACCUUUGGAGUCUUUGGCUUUGGUUUGCGCUGCGUACAACUGCGUCUUCGAUGGGCUAGUCAAGAAUGGCAGUGGCAAGUAUUUUCCGAAGUUUACUGCCAAAGACUACUCCUCCAUCUAUCUCUUGAUGGUUGCUGAACUCAAGAAGAUCAUGAAGCACACAUCACGGCCCUAA
Molecule: messenger RNA, 753 nt
Organism: Suillus paluster
Lineage: Eukaryota; Fungi; Basidiomycota; Agaricomycetes; Boletales; Suillaceae
Exons: 5
Coding region: 1-753 (250 amino acids)
Source: RefSeq, a predicted model, not a curated record